This is a messenger RNA of Puccinia graminis f. sp. tritici CRL 75-36-700-3, 2321 nucleotides long. RefSeq lists its product as uncharacterized. Gene Ontology annotation, biological process: fatty acid metabolic process; lipid biosynthetic process. The transcript is spliced from 6 exons. The coding region runs from base 362 to 1438 and encodes 358 amino acids. Lineage: Eukaryota; Fungi; Basidiomycota; Pucciniomycetes; Pucciniales; Pucciniaceae. Gene Ontology annotation, cellular component: endoplasmic reticulum; membrane. Gene Ontology annotation, molecular function: fatty acid 2-hydroxylase activity; iron ion binding; heme binding. The record is from RefSeq and is a predicted model, not a curated record.
UAGGAUUUCAUUCGAUGGUCAAGGGUUUUCCUUCCGAGUGGUCCCAAUGAAUUAAUUAGCACGGGCAGCAUACACUCACACAGCACACUCCUUCCUUCCUUCCGUCUUCAAUCACAUGCACAUGAUAGUCUGUGAUACUCCGACUGUCACAGCUUGGUUCUAUCUUCCUUCCUUCCUUCCAACCAAAUCAAAACCCCCAAAAUCCCACUUUACUUAAACUGUUUACCUAAUUUAUUAAUUAUCAAAUAAAACAACCACAUCCAACUCUCGUUUACCUCAUCAACCCAUCAAAAACCAAAUCAAACAUCCUUCAGGGGACCAACUUCAUCAGCAGCAGAAUCAUCAGUUCCACAGAAGCAGUAUGACAGCCGAUAUCAAGAAACAACCGCCAAGGAUCUUCUUGAGCGAAGACCUCAACAAGCACAACUCACCCACCGACUGCUGGGUAUCCUACAAGGGAAAGGUCUACAACAUCUCAUCCUUCUUGGCCGAUCAUCCUGGUGGAGACGAACUACUGCUUCAGUAUGCCGGAAGGGAUCUUGGUGAGGCAAUGGACAACCCAGACGAACACACUCAUUCGAAAUCGGCCUACGAGAUGUUGGAAGAGUUCCAGAUCGGAAUCAUCGGCACCCCCGAGACGAUCCUGAACCCGAACCUGAUCAUCGACGAUGACUUCAAGCCCACCACCACCGACAUCACCAAGGAUCACCUCCGAAACCAGUUCCUAGACCUCUCCAAGCCACUGAUCCCACAGAUGUGGAACUGCCAGUUCUCGCGUGCCUUCUACCUCCAACAGGUCCACCAACCUCGCCAUCUCUCCCGGCCUGCCAGACUCUUUGGCCCCUGGUACCUCGAAAUGUUCACCCGAACCUCCUGGUAUGUCGUCCCGCUCAUCUGGCUGCCUAUCGCCUUCGCACUCUUCCAUCGCGCACUCCAGCAACAACUCGACCAAGGUAAUUCGACCCCCAUCGCCUGGUCGAAGAACAUCGUCUGCUUCCUCUUCGGUAACCUCGUCUGGACCUUCCUCGAGUACAUCCUCCAUCGUUUCUUGUUCCACAUCGACGACGUCCUGCCCGACCGACCCUUUUUCCUACUCUUACACUUCUUACUACAUGGUGUCCAUCAUUAUCUUCCAAUGGACCGUCUGCGACUGGUCAUGCCCCCGAUCCUAUUUGCCACCCUUUCCCAUCCAUUUACUCGGCUCGCCUACUUCCUGUUCCCAGUACCUUAUGCAAACGCCGUCAUCUCGGGUGCAUUCACCUUCUAUGUACUCUAUGACUGCACUCAUUACGCCUUACAUCACACCCAAUUGCCGAAAUACGUUAAAGAGAUGAAGAUCUAUCACAUGGCCCAUCACUUCAAAGAUGCCGAUUUAGGGUUUGGUGUUACGAGCAAGAUCUGGGAUUACGCUUUUGGUACCGUCUUACCAACUCGUUAAUGGAAGCAGCUAAGAUUCUUACCCCGCAGACAGUGAGAGAGGAAAACAAACGUUUUUCUCCUUAUUCUUUUUUUCUCAUAGAGCUUUUCUAUUUGAUUGUCUUCUUUCUUUUUCAUCCCUCUCUUCCUCAUUCCCCACUCCACUUGCUAUCCUCUUGACAAGAUCUUAUUUUUUUUUUAUUCUCAAAUUCCUAACUCCCUUUGAUUUACUUAUUCAUACACAUACAUACUUGAUUCACAAACACAAAUCAUCAUUUUUUUCCCUCCCCUUUUUCUUUUUCCCUUCACCAACACAAAGUAUCUCCCCCAAUCAACAGCAUCCCCACUUGAUCCUUUUUCUCACUGUUUUCCUCUCUCUCAUUCCAAACAGUCUUUAUGCUUCUGUGUUAAUCUUUAACUUUCUCAAUUCAGUCCAUGCUACUCCAUUACUUUCAAGUCCACUUAUUUUUUUUUCUUUAUCAUCUUAUCAUCAUCUAUUAGGUACAUGCAGAUUAUGGAUAUUAUUUUAUUAGAGCUAUAUUUAUAAUACAUAUAUAUACAUAUUAAUGCUUUCUUAUGUCUCUUUUGUUGAACUUGAACAGUCAGGUUUUUUUCUUUUUCACUUGAACUGCUUGUCAUCAUAAUUAUCAUUUUCUUUUUUUUCUCCCCUAUGUGUAGUGCUUUCCUUCUCUUUAUUUUUCUCAAGUGUUUAGUUUUAGUUUUAGUUACAGAUUUAUCAAUCAAAGGGGCUUUUCUUUCUUUUCUUUUCUUUUCUUUUCUGAUUAUCUAUGAGUCUGAAAGUGGAAAUGUAAUCUUCACAACUCCUCUCACCCUCCUUUCCUGGACCCUCAUCAUUAUAAAACAAUGGGAAAAAACAAUAACAACAACAGAUUCUAGCAAAAAAU